Trachymyrmex septentrionalis is the source of this 996-nucleotide messenger RNA. RefSeq lists its product as uncharacterized. The coding region runs from base 1 to 996 and encodes 331 amino acids. Lineage: Eukaryota; Metazoa; Arthropoda; Insecta; Hymenoptera; Formicidae. The transcript has 6 exons. The record is from RefSeq and is a predicted model, not a curated record. Gene Ontology annotation, biological process: sensory perception of smell; detection of chemical stimulus involved in sensory perception of smell. Gene Ontology annotation, molecular function: olfactory receptor activity; odorant binding. Gene Ontology annotation, cellular component: plasma membrane.
AUGACAAGUGGGGUGUGCGUUUUCGCAUUAGUCUUCGGCAUGGACAUUGCCGAACAUUCCCAGUAUAAAGAUUUUACAUGGGCGAUUAAAUUAAAUCGCUUGGGUUUAGAACUGCUUGGAUUAUGGCCGAAGAGUGAUAAAAUAUCUAAGAAUAACUUCUCUUCUGAUCUUCGUGUGAUUAUUAUUUUCGUUAUAGUGACAUUUGUUUCUGGUAUACCACUUGCCUGCUCUCUUAUACGAGUUUGGGGAGACAUGAUACUUAUGAUAGAUAAUCUCCAAAUUACUUUACCUUUACUGGUAGUCUCAUUGAAACUUGUUGUUCUACGAUGGAAACAAACAGCACUUGUAUCCAUCAUAAAAAUGAUGGCGGAAGACUGGAUGGAAUUGAAGACAAGAAAGGAAAGGGAUGUAAUGAUGAGUCGAGCACAGAUUGCUAGAACGAUUAUCAUCAGCGGAUACAUUCUAAUGGUAUUAGCGUUCAUUGUGGUUAUUAUUCUUCCUUAUUUUGGUUUACCGUUGAGGCAUUUGACAAAUCUUACGGACCCGGACAAGCCGCUGCCGCUGCAGACUUAUUAUUUUUACGAUAUAGAUAAGAGCCCACAAUUUGAAUUAACAUACAUCAUUCAAGCUAUUACAAUUUUCUUGGCCGCCGUAACUUACACUUCGGUGAUUACUGAAGGAAGUAAUUUUUCUGCUGCACGAUUAUGUUUUCCAUUAAUGGGUAUCACCAUCUUGUUUUCGCAUGCUUUCAUUUAUUGUGGUGCUGGAGAGAUUGUAACAAUGCAAUGCGAAGAAGUAUACUAUGCUUUAUGCAAUCUUGAAUGGUACGAAUUAGAACCAAAAAAGGCAAGGAGUCUUAUCUUAUUAAUGAUACGAGCUAGUCAACCUUUCCGUAUUACUGCAGGAAAAAUAUUUCCACUUACGAUGACCACGUUUGGCAGUUUGUUAAAAACAUCGGCUGGUUACAUAUCAUUUCUAUUAGCAAAUCAAAGAUGA